GAGUAAUCCGAGCUGCUGCGCGCCGUGGUGAAACCCGGAGGGGGGGAACGUCACUCCCUCUGGCAGCGGAGCAACAUUAGUCUUCCAGCCCUCUAACCAUCGCUACAGCGUCGGAAACUGCCGGGUCACAGCCAUUUGCUUUGGAAAAUUGGCGAUGUUUGGUGCUAGAGAUCGAUUACCCUCGUAAUCUUUCCCCCACCUCCUCCUGCUUUACCCCACCCCUACCCGCCCCAGACAAUAGCGUCCACGGUCCGCCGGGGAAAAAAAUAGAAAAGAAAGCAAGGAAAGAAAGAAAGAAAGAAAGAAAGAAAGAAAGAAAGAAAAAGAAAGAACUGGGGGAUGGAUCUGACUCCGAUAGGAAAAGCGUGUGUCUAGAAGUGGUGCUAAUGGGAAGAGAUUUCCGAGCUCCAGAGGACGAUGGUUUCUCACAAAGGGUAGCUGGCUCGGUGCUCGGGGCUGCAACCGUGUAGGAGAUCCUUGGAGAAGUCCUUGUGCACAGAAAGCCGAAGAUCUGUACAAACAUGCCUGUUCGCAGAGGCCAUGUGGCACCACAAAACACAUUUUUGGGUACAAUCAUACGAAAAUUUGAAGGGCAAAAUAAAAAAUUCAUCAUUGCUAAUGCUAGAGUGCAAAACUGUGCUAUCAUCUACUGCAAUGAUGGGUUCUGUGAGAUGACCGGGUUCUCCAGGCCAGAUGUCAUGCAAAAACCUUGCACCUGUGAUUUUCUUCAUGGACCAGAGACCAAAAGACAUCACAUUGCUCAAAUUGCUCAAGCACUGCUGGGGUCAGAGGAGAGGAAAGUGGAAGUCACCUACUAUCACAAAGAUGGGUCUACCUUCAUCUGCAACACCCACAUAAUCCCCGUGAAAAAUCAAGAGGGAGUAGCAAUGAUGUUUAUUAUUAACUUUGAGUACGUAACAGAUGAAGAGAACAUUUCAUCUCCUGAGAAGUGCAACCCAAUACUGCCAUCUAAACUCGUAAAUCAUGGUAACAACCUUUCGAGUGGCUCUUCUUCAGGCAAACUUUUUGGGUUCCGGUUACCUGGAUUGAGACUUUUAACAUAUAGAAAACAGUCCUUACCACAAGAGGAUCCCGAUGCAGUGAUAAUCGACUCAUCUAAGCACAGUGAUGACUCAGUGGCUAUGAAGCACUUUAAAUCACCUACAAAAGAAAGUUGUAGUCCUUCAGAAGUGGAUGACACAAAAGCACUGAUUCAACCAAGUGAAGGUUCACCUUUGGUUAAUAUAUCAGGACCUCUCGACCAUUCAUCACCUAAGCAGCAAUGGGACAGACUUUACCCAGACAUGAUACAGACAAGCAAUCCACUAACCCAUUCCAGAUCAAAGGAAAGCAUAUGUAGCAUACGGAGAGCAUCUUCAGUACAUGACAUAGAAGGAUUUAACGUCCACCCGAAGAACAUUUUUAGGGACCGUCAUGCAAGUGAAGACAAUGGUCGCAAUGUCAAAGUUUCACGUUCCUGGAUGGCAGGGGGGCCUUUUAAUCAUAUCAAAUCAAGUCUGUUGGGAUCCACAUCGGAUUCAAAUCUCAACAAGUACAGCACAAUCAACAAAAUUCCUCAACUCACCCUGAACUUUUCAGAUAUCAAAAAUGAAAAAAAAUCUUCAUCUCCUCCUUCUUCGGAGAAAGCAAUUAUUGCACCUAAGGUGAAAGAUCGAACGCACAAUGUAACAGAGAAGGUUACCCAGGUUCUAUCCUUAGGGGCUGAUGUUCUACCAGAAUAUAAACUCCAAACACCUCGCAUCAACAAGUUUACUAUAUUGCACUAUAGUCCUUUUAAAGCUGUCUGGGACUGGCUAAUUUUGUUGCUGGUAAUAUAUACCGCCAUAUUCACCCCUUAUUCUGCUGCCUUCCUUCUGAAUGAUAGUGAGGAACGGAAGAGAAGAGAGUGUGGAUAUUCUUGCAGCCCACUGAAUGUUGUAGACUUAAUUGUGGAUAUUAUGUUUAUCAUUGACAUUCUAAUCAACUUCAGAACAACAUAUGUAAACCAGAAUGAAGAAGUGGUAAGUGACCCAGCAAAAAUAGCAAUUCACUACUUCAAAGGCUGGUUCCUAAUUGACAUGGUUGCUGCAAUACCUUUUGACCUGCUGAUUUUUGGCUCUGGCUCUGAAGAGACAACAACAUUAAUAGGUCUUCUGAAGACAGCUAGACUGCUGCGUUUGGUGAGGGUAGCACGGAAAUUGGACAGAUAUUCAGAAUAUGGUGCUGCAGUUCUGAUGCUCCUUAUGUGCAUAUUUGCACUAAUUGCACACUGGCUUGCUUGUAUUUGGUAUGCCAUUGGAAAUGUAGAAAGACCUUACUUGGCUCACAAAAUUGGCUGGCUGGAUUCUUUAGGAGAGCAAUUAGGAAAACACUACAAUAAGAGUGAUGCAAGUUCUGGACCAUCCAUCAAGGACAAAUACGUUACAGCACUUUAUUUUACAUUCAGCAGUCUGACAAGUGUAGGAUUUGGAAAUGUUUCUCCAAACACCAACUCAGAGAAAAUCUUUUCCAUCUGUGUCAUGUUGAUUGGCUCAUUAAUGUAUGCGAGUAUUUUUGGAAACGUAUCUGCAAUAAUCCAAAGACUCUAUUCAGGAACUGCACGAUAUCACAUGCAGAUGUUGCGAGUAAAGGAGUUUAUACGCUUUCAUCAAAUCCCUAAUCCUCUGCGGCAGCGACUUGAGGAAUACUUCCAGCACGCAUGGACAUACACCAAUGGCAUUGACAUGAACAUGGAGGUCCUGAAGGGUUUUCCAGAAUGCUUACAAGCCGACAUUUGCCUGCACCUUAACCAAAAUUUGCUUCAGAAUUGCAAAGCUUUCCGUGGGGCCAGUAAAGGCUGUCUUCGAGCCUUGGCUAUGAAAUUUAAGACAACACAUGCUCCUCCUGGAGACACUUUAGUGCACUGUGGAGAUGUUCUCACUGCUCUUUACUUCGUGUCAAGAGGCUCCAUUGAAAUUCUUAAGAGUGACAUUGUUGUAGCCAUUCUUGGAAAAAAUGAUAUUUUUGGAGAGAUGGUACAUCUUUAUGCAAAACCAGGAAAGUCAAAUGCAGACGUGAGGGCUUUAACGUACUGUGACUUGCAUAAGAUCCAGCGAGAAGAUCUACUAGAAGUUUUGGAUAUGUAUCCUGAAUUUUCUGAUCUUUUCCUCACAAAUCUAGAACUGACAUUUAAUCUGAGAGACGAAACUGCAAAGUCUGACAUCAUAAUAAGAUCACAAACUACUAAUGAUACAAAUGGAGAUAACUGCAAACUACGAAGACGGAAAUUGUCCUUUCAAAGUGAAAGAGAAAAAGAUUAUUUCAAAGAAAAUGAUCAGAGUGAUCCUGAACCCACGGGGGACAACUCCAGAUACUAUCAAUCUAUUAAGAAACACUUUGAGGAGAAAAAAAGUGGCUCAUCGUCAUUUGUGUCCUCCAUUGAAGAUGAGCAAAAACCCCUGUUCUCUGGGGUAGCUGAUUACCCAUCUGUAACAGAGAAAACUACAGAGCUGGACCUUGAAGAAAUGAUUCAUGCAACAGAAGAAAUUCUUACUGACAAAAGAACUGACUCUUGCAAAGAUAUCACUGAUAAAAGAAACUGGGAGGAACAGAACAUGAGGGAAUACCAAGACUCGCCAAGUCACUCAGCAUUACCCCAUGUUACAUGGGGUAUCUGUGAUACUGAAAGUGACUAUGUAUAUGGAGAAGUGGAGAAUCGAUUAGAUUUACUUCAAGAACAACUCAACAGGCUUGAAUCCCAGAUGACUGCUGAUAUCCAAACCAUACUGCAGAUUCUGCAGAGGCAAUCCACGCUCAUUCCACCUGCCUACAGCAUGGUGACUGCAGGUGCAGAAUAUCAACAGCCAGCAAUCCGGUUUACACAAAAGCUUCAUCCUGUAGCAUCAAUUAAAACAGACAGAAGUUUCAGUCCUUCAUCUCAGUGUCCUGAAUUUCUAGACCUUGAAAAAUCGAAACUUAAAUCCAAAGAAUCUCUCUCAAGUGGAGUACACCUUAACACAGCCUCAGAAGACAACCUGGCUUCCUUUUUAGAUCAAGAACGUGACCAGUCUGCAGAGUCUCCCCCACAGCAUCCUAAACCUUAUCUCCCAUCAAUCAGGCACCCUUCCUUGCCAGAAUGUUCAGUAAGCACUGUAGGAAUCUUGAGUCUUCAUAGGCAUGUUUCUGAUCCUGGUCUUCCUGGGAAAUAGUACUUUUAUACUAUAAUUUCACAUAAAAUGUAAGUGCUUUUAAUGGCUGUUUUUCCUUUUUUUGUAUUUAAAUCCUCUAUACUUGACUCAGGGGCUACAAGGAAUAUAUAUGCAAAAGUACUGUAUAUUUUCCUAAAUCUGAAGCUUGUAAGGUAAAGUCGAGCAGUUCUGAUGUAAAUAUAUAUAUACACACACACACUAACUGUAUGUUCCAAAUGUAAAACUGCCAGCAUUCUCAAGGCACCUUAUAUUUUUAUUUUUUAUUAAAUUACAUGCAUGUUCUGAGAUUACAGUUUACAUUGCAUGGAGACAACCAUUUACUGCUGUCACAGAAACAGUAUUUUAUUGUGGAUAUGUCUUCAGAGCAAAUAGGAAAACAAUAACAAUAAUUUACAUAGGGAAAAACUCCUACCUGACCAAGCUAAACUCCAAGUAAAAACUUCUAGCUCACUUUUGAAAAUUUGGGUUGACUUUCCUGUAGUGAGCUUUUUACAAUAAAUGGUAAUGAUUCUGCACUUCGAAAAAGAAUAAGGUAACCAAAUCUUCUGGGUUCAAAACAAUUAGGACUUAGAAAGCAGCCUCUUUCCAAACCAGCUGAAACAGGGCAGGACUUUAACAGUGAGGAAAACUGCCACAUGCUGGAAAGUAUCACCACAGACUGCAUCCACAAAACUACAUUAACUGAAUAGUUUGUUUUCAGUACUACUUCAUUUUAUUUUAUUCACAUCAUAGAAGUUAACUGUCAUGAGCAGGCAGGUACUCUUCAUCUGUCACACAAACAUAAUCAAAUGCAAUAAAUCUAAUUUCUAUAUAAUAAA
Molecule: messenger RNA, 5005 nt
Organism: Gallus gallus (chicken)
Lineage: Eukaryota; Metazoa; Chordata; Aves; Galliformes; Phasianidae
Gene: KCNH7
Product: potassium voltage-gated channel subfamily H member 7
Exons: 18
Coding region: 522-4187 (1221 amino acids)
Biological process (GO): membrane repolarization during action potential; potassium ion transmembrane transport
Cellular component (GO): membrane
Molecular function (GO): inward rectifier potassium channel activity
Source: RefSeq, a predicted model, not a curated record